Molecule: messenger RNA, 2858 nt
Organism: Scaptodrosophila lebanonensis
Lineage: Eukaryota; Metazoa; Arthropoda; Insecta; Diptera; Drosophilidae
Product: zinc finger protein 394
Exons: 1
Coding region: 175-2187 (670 amino acids)
Cellular component (GO): nucleus
Molecular function (GO): zinc ion binding
Source: RefSeq, a predicted model, not a curated record
CCAAAUGACAACAACAAAUGCACAGCACGCACAAAAAAGACACCAAAAUCAAAGUGUACUCAAGUUUUAGAGCAGCGUAUUGAAUCAAAAAAUUACGGGCUAUGUUCGCUCAAAGAAGCCAGCGUAUACACUAAAUUGAGCCUGAGAGCGUCCUUCAACAGUCCGCUCCUAAAGAUGGACACACAGCUGCUCGACCUGGGCGUUGUCUGCCUUGUGUGCCUGCGCGAAGAGCCAGGUUACUGUUCCAUCUAUGGCCAGGAUUUGGAAACACCGGACAUGCUGAUAGUCGACAAAAUACGAAACUGCAGCGCUCUGCAAUUGGAGCAAUCGUUGCUCGGCCGUCUACCGGACAAAAUCUGCCACGGAUGUCGCAACGAACUGAGCAUCACAUAUCGCUUCCAGCAAAAGUGCCAGGAGGCACAUAAAGUGUUCCAGAAGCUGGCGGCUUCCAGUGCCACACAGCUCGUAGAGGUGGAUGAAUUGGCCAAGCUGGAGUUGGCGCAACACCAAGUCAAAUUGCCAGCGAACUUGAAUAUUAAACGUGUGGACAAUGUAAGUGCUAGUGCGACCAAUUCUCUGUUGCUGACACAGACGGCAGCACCAAAAGUAGAGUAUUACAAUGAGGAGACGGAUAUGUUAACACUCAUACCGGAUGCCACGGAUGGCGACCGUACGUUGGUCACUCUGCAGGAUGUGGCAGUCAGCAGUCUGACUACACUCUCAUUAGACAGCAUUGACGUACCCACUAAGGAUGACAGCUCUGACAAUCACGAUGAGCGUGACUCGGAGGAUGAGAAAAUGUUGGUGUUGCCCGCCUCGUGGCGGCCGCAGUUGGAAACGCUGCUGCCGCAAACCGAAGAUGUCAAGCAGUCCAACGAUGAACAGCAGCAGCAGGUGCUCUAUGAGAUCGAGGCGGAGCUUCUGGAAGAUUCUGAUGGCGCGCUAGAGUUUAAGGAGCUGAGCAAGUCAUGUGCCGACUCCCCCACCACCAAUUCCGCGCCUAUCAUUACCAAUGCUGCAGCUCCUGCUCCGGUACCCGCACAGACAUCCAUUGUUUUAGCCAAGCGCAGGCGUUACAAUCGCAUGUCACCUAUUCGAGGACGUCGCUGUGAAGCACACACAGACGAUGACAAUGAGCCAGUGAAUUCGCCCAUGACGCGGCGUAGUGCUCGACGUACACGCGGAAACAUAACCACCGUAGCCAUAACCACGGCCGCCUUUAGCGAGCCCCUAAACAGUUCAAUCAACUCCGCCAACGAUUCUUCCCGCAAUCGGAGGGGUACCGAGCGGCCGCUCAAGAUCUGCGACAUAUGCGGAAACACGUACAAGUAUCAACAUGCCCUCAACGCGCACAUGCGACGCCACAAUAACGAACGUCCCUUCUGCUGUGAGGUGUGUCAAAAGGCAUUCAUCUCCAAUGUGGAACUACGGCGACACAUGCGCGUCCACACUGGCCAGAAGCCAUAUGGGUGUAGCUACUGUGAUCGCCGCUUUUCCGAUUUCGGUUCCAGCAAAAAGCACGAAAGAAUUCACACAGGCGAGCGUCCGUAUGUGUGUGAUGUGUGCAAGAAAGGAUUCGCUUAUGCACAUGUGCUCUCCGUGCACAAGCGCACGCAUACCGGCAAGAAACAAUUCCAAUGCACACUCUGCGAGAAAGGAUUUACGAAAAAGAUCUAUCUGAUCACGCAUAUGUCACAGCAUCGCAUAUCGCACAAAGGUAAGCGAUCGGAAGCGAAUACGACAACAAUCGUAACCACAGCAGCGUCGACGAUGACGACGACGACGACGACACACAAAUAUGAUCGACAUUUAGAAGCUCUGGAAGAUGCUGAUGAUGAAGGUGUAGUGCAAUAUGAAGAUGAAGAGGACGAGGAAGCAGAUGCAGAUGAUGAUGAGGACGAUAAUGUUAGCGUCGGCAUCAGUGUGGGCGGCCUUCGUGCGAUCAAUGUCUCCGCCGCCGUCGCCAAUGGUAUAGUCGAGGAGGCAAAAGUACUGGAGGAGUGUAUAGUAACCAAUGAUUUCAUGUUCAACGAAGUGGACGAAGAGGAUGAGGAUGAAGGCGAGCUCAACGAUGACGAGUAUCAAGAUGUCGAGCUAGAGCAGCAUAUUGUCUCCGAUAAUAAGGGACCCUAUGACCUGCUCGACGCCGAUGAUCUCGAGGUCGAGUCUAAGUACAUUAUUGACUAGAGUAUAAGAAUUAAUUUAGAAAAAUGCGUAAGGGGGGGUCAACAUUUUAAAGCCGGGAAACAGGGUACAACGGAGAGAGGGAAUGCGGUGGCUUUUUGAUAUAUUUUUUAAGUAUAUAAUCCAAAUUUAUUUCAUUUAUUAAAUAUCAGAUCAUUUAAAGUAUUAGCCAGUCACACAUCGCUCUUGAGAAUGUUUUACACAUGAGGAGAAAUUCAACAGUAAUUCAAGACUUUCCCAGAGUCAGUUUCUAGCCUAGAAAUAAUUGAGAAAGUACAAAAACAUAAGCUUGCAUAAAUACUAAAGAGAUUUCGCUGAGAGAACAUCAAAUCUCUUGUGUCUGUUUGAGAUAAAGGCCCGGGUGCUAACCGAUUGUCUGCAAUAAGUGUAAUCCAGUUAUUGGAGCUUUGAAAUCAAGGUAUCCUGAUAGGUUACAAUGAGGAUAGUUCAAGGCUAUUCAUGAAAGCCGUACAAGAACAGAGAAGAGGCAAGUCUUCAAUUAUAUUCCCUAGCAGUCUUGCCUGGCUUCAGCUAACUAGUUUUUGCAUCCAAUAUCUAAACAGAAACUUUGGGGAGAACUAUGACAAAACUGAUUUGAAAAGAACACAAUUUGCCAAAUUUAGAAACGAAAAAAUUAUAUAAUAAAAUUGUAACCGUUUUGCUAGUUCCCAACA